UGGUAGUCGUUGUAACUAACUUGUAGUUGUACAUAGAUUUGGUUAUACAGAGCAAGGAAUUUUAAGGGCCACGUUCUCUGUCAGUUAUUUUGCAUGUAUAUAUUUAUUAUAUAUUAUACGAGUUAAUUAUAUAUUACACAGGGAAGAUAAAAAGAGAACAUUAACACAAAUUUAUAUGGUUAAAUGAGUUAAAAUCCAAUGUACAACAAUGUUUCUGCCUCAAGUAAUGAAUACACUAAAGAAUCCAAUGCAUAGGCAUCAGCUAUAUUGGAGAUGUUUACAAAGUAUUCGGUCACAUUCAAAAAUAUUUUGUUAUCCCGAUAAUAAGAAGACAAAAAAGAAUUUAUAUAUAAUAGCUGCUAAUACACGACUAACCCACAGCUCUAAUGACGAACAAAAGGGAUUUCAUAGCCAAAAUGAUAAACGUCAACGAUAUGAGCAAUCUAAAAUCAUUAAUGCCAACCUGCAUGAAAAUUCAAUAAGCCAACUUCAUCAGAUUUAUUCUACUGUAAACCGUGAAUUUGGAAAACAACACAUAUCUUUCAUUUAUUCGGAGGAUACCACAACUCAUCCCCGCAAACAAAUAUGUACUAUUAAUGUAUCAUGGCCUGAGAAAAUGUCAUUCUCUGAAGCAGCGUCGUCGAAGAAAGCAGCUGGAUUACAUGCUGGAAGAAAGUGUUUGAUGUGGCUGAACCAAACUGGAAAUGUUAAAAAUUUAAUACCUGAACUUUAUACGCGAACAGAAAUUCAAUCUUUAUUAUUGAAUCAUUUUAAAAUAGAUCUUGAUUCAAAGUUUAACAAUGAAAUCAAAUUUAUGUUGGAGACAUAUUAUCAUGAAAUAGAACCUAUUAUAACAGAAUCGUCUAGUAUGGUCAUUGAUGGAAUUGAUUUGGAAGCAAAACAAACACCAUUUAUGAACUCAAGUGAAGAUCACGAGUUUCGUAAUCGUAGAUUAUAUUCGGAACUUGAAGACAGAAAAGAUUCAGAGAAGAAUCUUCCGAUUCAGCAAUAUAAAUCACAUAUACUUAACACUAUAGAGAAUAAUCAAGUCGUCAUAAUCAAAGGUGAUACUGGCUGUGGUAAAAGUACUCAAAUACCACAAUAUAUAAUGGAUUUAUACACAGAAAAACUUGAAUCGCACAAAUGUAACAUACUCAUAUCGCAACCUCGAAGAGUCUCAGCUGUAUCUUUAGCCAAACGUGUUGCUUCUGAGAGGAGAGAACGUCUUGGCCAUGUGGUAGGGUACCAUAUACGACUUGAGUCUGUAAUUCCACAAUCGAGUGGUUCAAUUUUGUUUUGUACAACUGGUAUAGCUUUACGAAGAUUACAACGUAAUGCAAUUUUAGAAAAUUUAUCGCAUAUAAUUAUAGAUGAAGCUCAUGAAAGAACAGUAGAAAUUGAUGUUCUGCUUGGCAUAGUGAAACAAUUAUUGAAUGAUAAACCAUCUCUGAAACUUAUAAUUAUGUCAGCAACUAUAAACGUAGACAUAUUACAAAAAUACUUUUCCUGUGAUGUAAUUGAGAUACCUGGACAGAUAUAUCCAGUAAAAACACAUUUUUUAGAGGAUAUUAAGAUCUUUAAACAGCAUAAUCUCAGUAAAAUGUUGAAGGAAAGUGAAACUCCUCUUGACGAUACAGCAGAAUUAAUACGUUGGAUUAUCGAAAAUAAACCACUUGGUGGUAUUUUGUGUUUUCUACCAGGUUGGAGUGAAAUUCAAAUACUUAGAAAGACAUUACAAUAUCUACAGAAUUAUAAUGUACAUAUAAUUCCAUUUCACUCAAAAUUAACGAAUCUGGAACAACAGGAAGUUUUUAAAACUCUUCCCCCCGGUUCUCAAAAAAUCAUUUUGGCCACAGAUAUCGCUGAGAACAGUAUUACUAUUCCAGAUGUUAAGUAUGUUGUUGAUACUGUCCGUAAGAGAAAUUUAAUUUGGGAUGAACGUACAUCUAUAUAUAAUAUAUGCACUCAUUGGGUAACACGUGCAAAUAUUAAUCAAAGAAAAGGAAGAGCUGGUCGCGUUUCACCUGGUGAAAGUUAUCACUUGAUAACAGAAGAUAUGUAUCAUCAACUACCAUCAUUUCCAGAGCCCGAAAUACGCAGAAUAUCGUUAAAUGAAUUAAUUGUUACUAGUAAAAGAUUCGGUAAUGAAAAUGUACGAGAUUUCUUUAGUAAAAUGAUUGAACAACCUAAAAAAAGAUCAGUAUCUAAUGCUAUCGAAACUUUGAUGAAACUUAAUAUUCUGGACGAGAAUGAAAAUCUCACUCCUUUAGGGAUACGAAUAGUGUAUUUCUCAAUGGAUGUUAGAUAUAGUAAAGCGUUAAUACUUUCUUGUAUUUUUCAAUGUUUGAGUCCUAUGUUGUCAUUAAUCACAAUGCUUUCCACUACAACCGAAAUGAAUACUACUUCGUUGAUGUCAAAGUCGGUCAGAAAGGAUAUAAAACAUACGUUUCACAGUACAAGUGAUCAUAUCGCUUUGAUACGGUAUUUUAGGAAUUCCGUGUCGGAUCAGCAAAACUCAACAAAAUUUCAUAACAACGCGAAUAAGAAUGACAAUUCUCGGAAAUUAUGGAAUAUAUACAAUUUACAUAUAAAUGACCUUAUAAAUUCUAAAAUUCUACUUUCUGCGGAUGACUGUGAACAUUUAAAUACAAAUGCUAAACAUUCAGAACUACUUCGAGCUAUUUUAUUCUCGGCCAGCAAUCAAUUAUUAAAUGUUAAACCUUUUGGAUUUAAACGUGGGAUCUUUACAAAAACUAUAAACACAAUAGUUUCCGAAAAAAAUACACAGGUUGCAAUAUCACCUGAUAGUGUAAAUAGUAAAAGAAAAAAUUGGCCAAGUCCAUUUUUAACGUAUUUUCACCAAGUUGGUCAAGAUGGAAGGAAAUCUUCGAUUUCAGAUACAAGUUUACUUUCACCACUGUCGGUGGUGUUAUUUAGCCAGAAUGAAAUCACUUGUGACUGGGUAAAAUAGUUUUAUAUAUUUUAAUGUCUAUAUAUGAUAAA
Messenger RNA from Nomia melanderi (Alkali bee), 3003 nucleotides. Lineage: Eukaryota; Metazoa; Arthropoda; Insecta; Hymenoptera; Halictidae. The record is from RefSeq and is a predicted model, not a curated record.